Messenger RNA from Annulohypoxylon truncatum, 753 nucleotides. RefSeq names its product Spt4/RpoE2 zinc finger-domain-containing protein. The record is from RefSeq and is a predicted model, not a curated record. The coding region runs from base 1 to 753 and encodes 250 amino acids. Gene Ontology annotation, biological process: mRNA processing; positive regulation of DNA-templated transcription, elongation; chromatin organization. Gene Ontology annotation, cellular component: nucleus; DSIF complex. The transcript is spliced from 3 exons. Gene Ontology annotation, molecular function: RNA polymerase II complex binding; zinc ion binding. Lineage: Eukaryota; Fungi; Ascomycota; Sordariomycetes; Xylariales; Hypoxylaceae.
AUGGAGGGGUCCGCUCCAAUUAAACAAGAGAGCUCUCCAGCUGACUCUGAGGUCAACAUUUCUUUGAUCCCGACCACCGAACAAUUUCCUGAGUCGGAACAAUCCGAUUCUGACCAACAACUCGUUGAAUCUGAGCAAUCAUCGCAGCCCGACUUCGACAAUUCUAACUCCAACACCGACAACAUGGCGUCUUCAGAAAGCCCUCUCGCGAAUAUGUACAUUCCGAACAACCAGUGGCGCUAUGCCCGUGCCUGUAUGGUGUGUUCUAUCAUCAUGACACAGGCUGACUUCCGUAACCGAGGUUGUCCCAACUGUCCCUUCCUCGACAUGAAGGGCUCCCCCGAAGCGAUUGAGAAUUGCACGUCCAGCCAAUUCAACGACGUUCACCUUGUCGUCCAACCCCAGUCCUCUUGGACCUCCAAGUGGAUGCGUCUCAAGGACUUCGUCCCCGGCAUUUAUGCUAUCAAGGUCAACGGCUCGUUGCCCGACGACGUCAAGCAGACGCUGCUUGAAGACAACCAUGCCAUCGUUUCGGCUCAGGGCGCAACACAGACAGCGGGUGGUACCAAGGGCACUGGUACCAAUGGCACUGGCUUAUCACGCCAGGAACGACGACGCCGCGAGCGAGACAACAGUCGUCAGAAGCAGACUCCUGCCACCCCUGCCGCCUCGACCUCGACUUCGGCCUCGGCCUCGGCGGCUGCUGCAGCACUCCUCGCUCCGGCAUCCACUACUUCGCAACGCCGCACCUAA